This is a messenger RNA of Pseudozyma hubeiensis SY62, 5391 nucleotides long. RefSeq names its product phospholipase D active site motif containing protein. The transcript has a single exon. NCBI's taxonomy places the organism in Eukaryota, Fungi, Basidiomycota, Ustilaginomycetes, Ustilaginales, Ustilaginaceae. Gene Ontology annotation, biological process: intracellular signal transduction; cell motility; phosphatidic acid biosynthetic process. Gene Ontology annotation, molecular function: D-type glycerophospholipase activity; phosphatidylinositol binding. Bases 1 to 5391 code for a protein of 1796 amino acids. The record is from RefSeq and is a predicted model, not a curated record.
AUGUCCUCGGGCACCUCUUUCGCAGAUCUUGCCCACCAGGCUUGGGAUACAGCUGCUUCCGCUACCGGGUUGUCCUCCGUCGGUGAAUAUCUGUACCCUGGUGAGGCAUCAGAAGACGCACCGACAUCGGGCGGAAACCCGACAUCUCAGAAAGAUCAAGACGCCAACCCAUCCGAUGAUGCAACGAAGCAUUCUGAACACCCAGAGAAGCCAUAUCAUGGGGCACCGGGCAAUCAUCCCGACGAUCCGAGGGCUCGCAUCAACCAUCCCGAUGCUGUCAAUGGACACGCAGAUGCAUCAGGUGGCCAAUCUGCAAACGAGCCAAAGGUAGACAACCACGACAACAGCGUCAAGGAGCAGAGUGCACACCAUUCCGCCUCCACCAAGCACCCUCACCUCGCCCACCGAGAGGAUGACAUGGGCCAAUCCAUCAUCGAGCGUGCUCUUGGCGAUGAGGGUCUCACCGCACAGCGACAGGGCACCAUCUACGACAAACAGCUCGAAAACGAGAUGGACGGCUCCUACAAGGACGUCCAAAAGCAGACAAAGCCAGAGGUCUCAGCCGCCGAGCUCGGCGAGCCUGUGCACUCAGAGCGCAACAGGUCAACAGAAAGCCACGACAAAGGUCCCACCGCCGAGCAGAACGAGGAUGCACAUCAGCCCCACGCUGCCAACCGUGGUCCCUCUUGGGCCUCGCGACCAGACGACAAGCAACGCGCCAAAAUCGCAAAGAUGAAGGAAGAGCAGGCAAACGGUACAUGGAAGCGUCGCUUCUCCAGCUUCGGCCCUUCUGCCUCUGACGGAACCUCCACACCUUCCGGCAAGAACAAUGAAGACAAGGAAAAGGACAAGGGCGGCAGUCUUUUCGGUAGCAGAUUUGACUCCGACUCCCCUGCAAGACCCGGUCUCAACAUCUUCAGCUCCAGCAGUGCCAACCGCACCAAGGACCAGAACGGCGAAGCCUCCGCCAACGAAAAGCAACGCCCUCAGUCGGGCUCCAGACCCGAAGCUUCGCGCACCUCGAGUCGAUGGGCUGAGAACUCCAACAAGAUGCGCAAUGCCUUCGAGCCGCCGACGCCCUCCGCUGAAGCCGCUUCCGACGACGCCAACGCGCAGCAGGCAGACCAGGACGACCUGCCGACUCCAGAGCUUUCUCCCGACGACCAGAAGCUCCGGGCCAUCACCAAGAUCAUGCUUGGCUCUGGCAAGCAAAAGCAAGAGCCCACUUCCCCCGAAGCCACCUCCGCUUCCGGCCUCGGCGGGGAGCCGCAAGCGCAGACCAGAUGGGCACAGCUCAAGAAAAAGGUUCGAGAUUCUCAAAAAGCCAAGCGGGAGCAACAGAAGGCGAGCGCCGUCGGUCUCGAUCUCGCCAAAGAACUUCAAACAGGUAUCCUGCCAGUCUUCCUCCUCAAGAUGGCCGUCGAGCGCGACGAAGCCAAGCGUCGUCGUAUCCCCGUCCUGCUCAACCACCUUCGCCUUCGCGUCACGGACAGUGUCAAUCCCAUGCACAACACCCACGCCGUUUUUCGUAUCGAGCUCGAAUAUGGCGACGGUCUCGUCAAAUGGGUCAUUUAUCGCGAGCUUCGCGACUUUAUCAACCUGCACACCCACUACCGAGCCGCAGCGCUCCGAGGCUACCUCGGCAGAUCGAUCGGUGGCAACUCGACCGAAGGUGAUGUAGGUUUGCCCAGCUUCCCCAAGAUGAGCCUGCCUUACUUCAACCAGCUCCAGAGGCAGGGCAAAACCUCGCGAGCCGAUUUUGCUCGAGCACAAAGGGAUGCUUUGGAGAACUACAUCAUAGAGCUGAUCCGACGCACCAUGUUCCGUGCCGAGGCGAACCGCCUCUGCAAGUUCUUCGAGAUCUCGGCGCUCUCAGUCUCGCUCGCCAGCCGCGGCGGACACCAGGGCAAGCAGGGCUACCUCCGUAUCUUGUCGCGCUCGUCUCGUAAGAAGGACCAGAAGAGCAUGCUGACGCCAGCGCGGUGGGCCAAGGCCUACGAGCCCAAGUGGUUCAUCGUUCGCGAGAGCUUCAUCGCCAUCGUCGACGAGCCCGACAGUCUUCAGCUCUACGACGUCUUCCUGAUGGACAACGAGUUCAAGGUCGAGAGACCCAAGCGUCUCUACAAGCAGACCAUGCACAUCGCCCACGGUUUCACUCACAGCGACGAGAAGAAGGGUGCCGGGUUCGAGAGCUCCGAGCAGCCAGAUGCUUCCAAGGGUGCCGAGGGCAAAGAUGCUUCGUACGACAAGACGGCUCUUUUGACCGGAGGUCACUUCAAGGACGCCGACCCGACCAAGCGCGAAGAAGCGCACAGCGACGAAAGGCAUACCAGCAGCCACACAUUCUACAUCCACAACUCUGAGAGGAAGCUGAAGCUUGUCGCUAAGAACGAACGUAUGAUGGAGCAGUUCAUCACCUCUAUGCAAAAGAUGGCCACCGGCAACAUUUUCGGCGGCACCAAUCGUUUCGAGAGCUUCGCGCCCAUCCGACUUAACGUGUCGGCGCAGUGGCUCGCCGAUGGACGUGACUACUACUGGAACCUCAGCAAAGCGCUCAUGAUGGCCAAGGAUCGCGUUUUCAUUCACGAUUGGUGGCUCAGCCCCGAGCUCUACCUGCGCAGGCCUGGUCAUCCCAAAUGGAGGCUCGACAAUGUGCUCAAGAAGAAAGCAGAGGAAGGCGUCAAGAUCUUUGUCAUCAUCUACAACGAGGUCUCAAACAACUUUACGCCCACCGACUCGAACUACACCAAGCAGCGUCUCAUCGGCCUGCAUCGCAACAUCUUUGUCCAGCGCUCGCCUAGCCACUUCCAGACCGGCACGUUCUACUGGGCCCAUCACGAGAAGCUCUGCGUCAUCGACGAGACAAUUGCAUUCAUGGGCGGUCUCGAUCUGUGUUUCGGCCGUUACGAUACCCCCGCACACGUGCUUGUCGACGAUGCGCUCUUCCACAAGCGCGACGGCGAAUCCGAGGCUGACCAUGGCCUGUCCAGCAGACCUGGCUUCCUCGGCCCAGCAAAGGAUGGGCGAGAAGCGCACAUCUGGCCUGGUCAGGACUAUGCUAACGAGCGUGUCAUGGAAUGGCACACUCUCAGCAAGCCGGCCGAGGACCUGUUCGCGCGUGACAAGUUCCCAAGGAUGCCUUGGCACGACGUAGGCCUGCAACUUGUGGGUCAGCCGGCUCGUGAUCUCUGUCGCCAUUUCAUCCAGCGAUGGAACUUUUUGCUGCGCAUCAAGAAUCACACGCGCCAGAUGCCGUUCCUCGUCCCUCCUCCGGACUUUACGCCGGAGGAGCUGCAGAAGUACGGUCUCACAGGCACGUGUGAGGUCCAGAUCUGCCGAUCUGCCGGUCCCUGGAGUCUGGGUACCGCCAACAAGGUGGAACACUCGAUUCAGAAUGCUUACCUCAAGUCGAUCCAGAUGAGCGACCACUUUGUAUACAUCGAAAACCAGUUCUUCGUGACCUCCACUGUCAUGGAAGGCAACAAGAUCGAGAACAAGAUCGGCGAGGCCCUCGUCAGCCGCAUCAUCCGCGCGCACCGGGAAGGCACACCCUGGCGCGCGAUCAUCGUCAUCCCUCUCAUCCCAGGUUUCCCCAUGCCGAUCGAUCAUCCAGAUGCGUCAUCGGUGCGACUCAUUGUGGAUCUGCAGAACAGAUCCAUUUCGAGAGGCGAGCACUCCAUCUUUGGCAAGCUGCGCAGGGAGGGCAUCGACCCGGAGCAGUAUAUCAGCUUCUUCUCACUGCGCACGUGGGGCAAGUUGCGCGGUGGUCAGCUCACGACAGAGCAGAUCUACCUGCACGACAAGAUCAUGGUUGUCGACGACCGUUUGGUCAUCAUUGGAUCGGCCAACAUCAACGAGCGCAGUCAGCGCGGCGAUCGCGACUCGGAGCUCGCUUCGGUGAUCCGCGACCACGACAUGAUCGACAGCUCCAUGGGAGGUCAGCCUUACAAGGUGGGACGAUUCGCGCAUACGCUGCGUAUGCGGCUCAUGCGAGAGCAUCUCGGAGUCGAUGUCGAUGAGCUCGAGGCCAACGAGCGAAAAGGUGCCGCAAACGGUGACGAGGACUCUGCGUCAGAGGAGUCAUCCGACGAAGAGGACGCUGAACUGGCCGGUUCGGACGACGAGUGGGAUCCUGAUCGCGAACAGAGCCACGGCGGACUCAAGAGGCACGGCGAUACGGAGACCUCGCCAUCGGAUCUGGUGGAAGUGCAAGCCACCAAGGACGUUGUGAGAGACAAGGCAUCCAACUUGGCCGAACUCGGCAGUGGUACCACGUCGACAAUGCGCCGACAGAUCAAAGACACGCUCAAGGGAAGUAAGGAGAAGAUGGAGGUGGAGGCAGAGGGAGCCCGGGCGGAUCCCGCUUCGUCCGAGUCGGCCAACCACAACGAGAGGUACCAGAAAGCUCGCGUCGAGCGAGUCGACCAAGCGCUGCGGGGUCAAGAGACCGACAAGUUUGUCGAUGGACAGUACGACAACAGCAUGGAGCCGACGUUGGAAGAGAAGCUGCUGGUGCAAGAUGGACAUGCCGUCAAUGGCAAGUCGCGCCACUCUGCUGAAAACGACGCGAAGAAGGCGACGGCGCACGGGCAGCAACGAGCUCCGGCAGACCAUCGCCAACUUCUUGGCUCGCUCAGCUCAUCGAGUCUGGGUCCAGAGAGGGAGUCGGAUAUGCUGCGACGCUCGGGACAGCGAGGACGCUUCCUGAGCGAUGGCGGUCCGGAAGAUGUGCGUCGCAAGAUUGCGAGCCGUAUGUCGAACGACUUGUUCAACCUGCCGGCGGGCACAUUGGAGAUCGAUCCGAUGCGAUUCCAGGAUCCGGUGGACGACUCGUUCUACGUCGACUACUGGCUGACGUGCGCCGUGCACAACACGCAGAUCUUCCGCAAGGUGUUCAAGUGCGUGCCCGAUGACACGGUGACGACGUGGGCCGAGUACAAGGCGUUCGGCGCAUGGUCGGAUCGGUUGGCUCGCUCGGGCAAGUUUGGUGCCAAGGAAUCUCGUUCGGAACGGGACGCACAGGCGCACAGCGCUCCCGGCGCCAGCGUAGGUGGACCGGCCGGCCAGGUCAGCACGAGGACCUCAACAUCAGACGCCAAGCACGACGACUCCUCGUCGCAGGUGCCUUCCACCCUGAGAGACGCGCCUUCGCCUGGACAGGGUUCUGCGCAGAACGGAUCGACUGCCCUCAACGGUGGUACUGCACCCAAGGAUCACAAGAAGGAGGUGGAAGGCUUCUCAGAACGAGAGCUCGACCAGAUGGAGUCGCUGCUCGAGGAGUGCAGGGGAUCGCUGGUGCUGCACCCGACGCGCUUCUUGGAGGCGGAAGACCAUUCGAACAACUUUUUGUUCGCCAUGGAUCGGAUCAACCCGCUGUUGAUUUACGAUUGA